This is a messenger RNA of Insectozyma verbasci, 2487 nucleotides long. The record is from the annotation of a GenBank genome assembly. NCBI's taxonomy places the organism in Eukaryota, Fungi, Ascomycota, Pichiomycetes, Serinales, Debaryomycetaceae.
AUGACUGCUGACGAAGAUAAAAAAACUCAUUACGAUGCUUCUGGAGCUUCAGCUGUUGAUGAUAAGACAGCAACGGCGAUUUUAAGAAGAAAAAAAAAGGAUAAUGCUUUAGUUGUUGAUGAUGCUACAAAUGAUGAUAAUUCAGUUAUUACAAUGUCUUCAAAUACAAUGGAAUUAUUACAAUUAUUUCGUGGUGAUACUGUUUUAGUUAAAGGUAAAAAAAGAAAAGAUACUGUUUUAAUUGUUUUAGCUGAUGACGAUAUGGAUGAUGGUGUGGCAAGAAUUAAUAGAUGUGUUCGUAAUAAUUUAAAAGUCAGAUUAGGUGAUAUUAUUACUGUUCAUCCAUGUCCUGAUAUUAAAUAUGCAAAUAGAAUUUCUGUAUUACCAAUUGCUGAUACUGUUGAAGGUAUUACAGGUUCAUUAUUUGAUAUCUAUUUAAAACCUUAUUUUGUUGAAGCUUAUAGGCCAGUUAGAAAAGGCGAUUUAUUUACUGUUAGAGGUGGUAUGAGACAAGUAGAAUUUAAAGUUGUUGAAGUUGAUCCUGAAGAAAUUGCCAUUGUUGCUCAAGAUACUAUAAUUCAUUGUGAAGGUGAGCCAAUAAAUCGUGAAGAUGAAGAAAAUAAUUUAAAUGAUGUUGGUUAUGAUGAUAUUGGAGGUUGUAAAAAACAAAUGGCUCAAAUCAGAGAAUUGGUUGAAUUACCGUUAAGACAUCCUCAAUUAUUUAAAUCAAUUGGUAUUAAACCACCAAAAGGUAUUUUAAUGUACGGUCCUCCAGGUACUGGUAAAACUAUUAUGGCAAGAGCAGUUGCUAAUGAAACUGGUGCUUUUUUCUUUUUAAUUAAUGGUCCAGAAAUUAUGUCAAAAAUGGCUGGUGAAUCAGAAUCAAAUUUAAGAAAAGCUUUUGAAGAAGCUGAAAAAAAUUCUCCAUCUAUAAUAUUUAUCGAUGAAAUUGAUUCAAUUGCUCCAAAAAGAGAUAAAACAAAUGGUGAAGUUGAAAGAAGAGUUGUUUCACAAUUAUUAACUUUAAUGGAUGGUAUGAAGGCAAGAUCAAAUGUUGUUGUUAUUGCUGCUACUAAUAGACCAAAUUCAAUUGAUCCUGCUUUAAGAAGAUUUGGUAGAUUUGAUAGAGAAGUUGAUAUUGGUGUACCUGAUGCUGAAGGUAGAUUAGAAAUUUUAAGAAUUCAUACAAAAAAUAUGAAAUUAGCUGAAGAUGUUGAUUUAGAAGCAAUUGCUGCUGAAACUCAUGGUUUUGUUGGUGCUGAUAUUGCUUCAUUAUGUUCAGAAGCUGCAAUGCAACAAAUUAGAGAAAAAAUGGAUUUAAUUGAUUUAGAAGAAGAGACUAUUGAUACUGAAGUUUUAGAUUCUUUAGGUGUUACACAAGAUAAUUUUAGAUUUGCCCUUGGUAAUUCAAAUCCAUCAGCAUUACGUGAAACUGUUGUUGAAAAUGUUAAUGUUACAUGGGAUGAUAUUGGUGGUUUAGAUAAUAUUAAAAAUGAAUUGAAAGAAACUGUUGAAUAUCCUGUUUUACAUCCAGAUCAAUAUCAAAAAUUUGGUUUAGCACCAACAAAAGGUGUUUUAUUUUUUGGACCACCAGGUACUGGUAAAACAUUAUUGGCAAAAGCAGUUGCAACUGAAGUUUCAGCAAAUUUUAUAAGUGUUAAAGGACCAGAAUUAUUAAGUAUGUGGUAUGGUGAAUCAGAAUCAAAUAUUCGUGAUAUUUUUGAUAAAGCAAGAGCAGCAGCACCAACAGUUGUAUUUUUAGAUGAAUUAGAUUCAAUUGCAAAAUCAAGAGGUGGAUCUCAAGGUGAUGCAGGAGGAGCAUCAGAUAGAGUUGUUAAUCAAUUAUUAACAGAAAUGGAUGGUAUGAAUGCUAAAAAAAAUGUAUUUGUAAUUGGUGCAACAAACAGACCAGAUCAAAUAGAUCCUGCAUUAUUAAGACCUGGUAGAUUAGAUCAAUUAAUUUAUGUUCCAUUACCAGAUGAAGCAGCAAGAUUAUCAAUUUUACAAGCUCAAUUAAGAAAUACACCAUUAGAACCAGGAUUAGAUUUAAAAGAAAUUGCAAAAAUUACAAAUGGAUUUUCAGGUGCUGAUUUAUCAUAUAUUGUACAAAGAUCAGCAAAAUUUGCAAUUAAAGAUUCAAUUGAAGCACAAGUUAAAUUGAAUCAAAUUAAAGAAGAAAAGAAGAACGGAGAAGAUGUUGAUAUGAAAGGUGAAGGUGAACAAGAAGAAGAAGAAGAAGAAGAUCCAGUACCAUAUAUAACCAGAGCUCAUGUUGAAGAAGCAAUGAAGACAGCAAAAAGAUCAGUUAGCGAUGCAGAAUUACGUCGUUAUGAAGCAUAUGCUCAACAAUUACAAGCAUCAAGAGGUCAAUUUACAAAUUUUAGAUUUACUGAAAAUCAAGGAGUAAAUGAUAAUGGAACUAUAAAUUCGAAUUCAGGAGGAGCAGCAUUUGGUAAUGUUGAAGAAGAUGAUGAUUUGUAUAGUUAG